AUGGGUCCAGCCAGCCCAUUCGACAUCCCCAAAUGCGUUGAGAUUCCCAAGUACGUGGACAAUGUUACCCCUGAAUACAAGCCUAAGUUUGAUGCUUUGUUGGUGGAACUGAAAGAAGCAGAACAGAAGUCUCCGAAGGAGUCUGAACGGCUUGAGAAAGAAAUUAUUGAUGUCCAAGAGAUAAGCAAAAAGUUCAGCACGAUGACUGCAGAUGAGUACUUUGAGAAGCACCCAGAACUCGAAAAGAAGUUUGAUGACGAAAUCCGUAAUGACUACUGGGGAUACUGA
This is a messenger RNA of Eruca vesicaria subsp. sativa (arugula), 288 nucleotides long. The record is from the annotation of a GenBank genome assembly. Lineage: Eukaryota; Viridiplantae; Streptophyta; Magnoliopsida; Brassicales; Brassicaceae.